This is a messenger RNA of Etheostoma cragini (Arkansas darter), 985 nucleotides long. It is a transcript of the gene rrp7a, whose product is annotated as ribosomal RNA processing 7 homolog A. Gene Ontology annotation, molecular function: RNA binding. Lineage: Eukaryota; Metazoa; Chordata; Actinopteri; Perciformes; Percidae. The transcript is spliced from 7 exons. Gene Ontology annotation, biological process: ribosomal small subunit assembly; rRNA processing. Gene Ontology annotation, cellular component: CURI complex; UTP-C complex. The coding region runs from base 42 to 890 and encodes 282 amino acids. The record is from RefSeq and is a predicted model, not a curated record.
CUUGGUUUUAGUUAUACUUCCGGUGUGAAAGGUCACUCAAAAUGGCGCCGUCCAAGAAGAGACAUGCCAGUAGCCAGCCUUGUGUUAUUCCUGGAGGAUUUACAGUGCUGUCCUUACAGUUCAGCGCCGACAGCCCUGCACAGCACGAGCUGUACGUGAAGGAGCACAAAGUCCGAGCAGAGAAGAGUUCCCACAGGCCCCUGGACCGGACUCUGUUCGUUCUCAACAUCCCCCCGUACUGCUCCGAGGGUGUUGUCAAAGAGUUGUUCUCCCAGUUUGGCUGUGUUCAGUCCGUGGAGUUGAGGGACCAGCCGGGCUCAUCCCAGGACUCUGGACCCAAGCUAUCCAGGUUCUUUAAACCAGUUGCAAAACAGGGUUUUAGAGUUGGCUACGUCGUGUUCGAAAACUCAUCCAGUUUAAGAGCAGCUAAAUCCCACCCACAUGACGUCUCUUUGGUGGUCUGCACAGAGCAGCGUCCAGUGAAGACAGGAGUGCAGAAAUGGAUUCAGCAGUACACAGAGUCUUUUAUUAAUCCGGACACACUGCAAAAAAUAGUCGACUCCUUUAUGGAAGGCUACGACAAGCGGAAAGAGGAGGAAGUGGAGAGGCAGAGGAAAGCGGCAGAGCAGCAACAAGAGGAUGAAGAGGGCUGGGUGAAAGUCACAAGAGGUGCCAAGGGCACCAAGGGCCGCCCCCACAGUGAGGCAGCCAAUGAGAGGACUCUACAGAAAGAGAUGAGGAAGAAGAAAAGGAAGGAGCUCCUGAACUUCUACACCUGGCAACACAGAAACACACAGAAAGAACAUAUUGCUGACCUACGGAAAAAAUUCGAGGAGGAUAAACAGAGAAUAGCUCUGCUGAGAGCACAGAGAAAGUUCAAACCUUACUGAGUCAACUACCGUUCCUUUCCUUAUUUCACUGCUUUUGUGUGUUUUAGCUACAGCAUAACCCUGGCCAUUUGUCAAUAAACAUUCUAAGUGACUUA